This is a messenger RNA of Pseudopipra pipra, 2476 nucleotides long. RefSeq names its product karyopherin subunit alpha 2 (gene KPNA2). Gene Ontology annotation, molecular function: protein binding; nuclear import signal receptor activity. Lineage: Eukaryota; Metazoa; Chordata; Aves; Passeriformes; Pipridae. Gene Ontology annotation, cellular component: cytoplasm; nucleus. Gene Ontology annotation, biological process: NLS-bearing protein import into nucleus. The transcript has 11 exons. The record is from RefSeq and is a predicted model, not a curated record. Bases 408 to 2087 code for a protein of 559 amino acids.
UCGGUUUCCUGACACUGUUCCGUCCCGGCCGUGGUUCCUGUCUUGUGGCUGUUGGCUGCAUCCCGUGCAGGCGAUCUUCUCUACUACUACUCGGCCUUCUUUACUCAGGGACCCUUCUCCCCUCACAGCUCUCACCCCUCACAGCCUUUUCUCACCUCACACCCUCUGCAGCCCCAUUACCUCAGUCCCACCUUGACCUCUCUCUGGCCUCCGUCUGCCUCUCCAUGGCUUGGCUGUGCCAGUAACAGCCCUUGGAGCUGGGACACCUCCCUCACACCCCCCAUACCACCUGCAGCACCUCACACAGCCCCCUCAGUGUCCCAGGCACUCCCGGCUCUCUCCCUGCCCUCAACACCCAUCCCUGUGCCCAGGUUUCACUGCUCCGGACCCUGCACUGCCAGCGAUCCAUGACCCAGUGGGAUUCCUUCAUGCCAACCCUCCGAUCCUUCAGGAGAGCAGGCUUGUCUUUAUCUGCUCCUCUCAAAAAUCUAGCAAGCAAGAUGUCUACUAAUGAGAAUGCCAAUACACCUGCUCGACUGAACAGGUUCAAGAACAAAGGAAAGGACAGCACAGAAAUGAGAAGGCGGCGCAUUGAAGUCAAUGUGGAGCUGAGGAAAGCUAAGAAAGACGACCAGAUGCUUAAAAGAAGAAAUGUGAGCACUUUACCAGACGAUGCGACUUCUCCCCUUCAGGAAAACAAGGGCAAUCAGGUUUUGGCACACUGGUCAGUUGAAGAAAUAGUCAAAGGAGUUAAUAGUAAUAAUAUGGAGCUGCAGCUACAGGCUACUCAAGCUGCCAGGAAACUCCUCUCAAGAGAGAAGCAGCCCCCAAUAGACAACAUAAUCCGAGCUGGUUUGAUUCCCAAGUUCGUGUCCUUCCUGGGCAGAGCAGAGUGCAGCCCCAUCCAGUUUGAGUCUGCCUGGGCACUCACCAACAUCGCCUCCGGCACCUCGGAGCAAACCAAGGCAGUGGUGGAUGGAGGGGCCAUUCCAGCCUUCAUUUCCCUGCUGGCCUCCCCCCACACCCACAUCAGUGAGCAGGCUGUGUGGGCACUGGGGAACAUCGCAGGGGAUGGCUCUGCCUACAGAGAUCUGGUUAUUAAAUACGGUGCAAUUGAGCCGCUGCUGAGUCUCCUCGCUGUUCCUGACCUCUCCUCCCUGGCUUCGGGAUAUCUGCGCAAUGUUACCUGGACCCUCUCAAACCUGUGUCGCAACAAGAACCCUGCCCCUCCCAUCGAAGCCAUCCAGCAGAUCCUGCCCACCCUGGUCCGCCUCCUGCACCACGAUGACCCUGAGGUGCUGGCAGACACCUGCUGGGCCAUUUCCUACCUAACAGACGGUUCCAAUGACAGGAUAGAAGUUGUUGUGAAAACCGGGUUGGUGCCACAACUUGUGAGACUCCUGGGGUGUAGUGAACUGCCAAUAAUGACUCCUUCAUUAAGAGCCAUAGGAAAUAUUGUCACUGGUACUGAUGAGCAGACACAGCUUGUUAUUGACUCAGGAGCACUUGCUGUCUUUCCAAGUCUCCUUUCCCACCAUAAAAACAACAUUCAGAAAGAAGCAGCCUGGACCAUGUCCAACAUCACUGCCGGGCGUCAGGAUCAGAUCCAGCGAGUGGUGGACCAUGGCCUGGUGCCUUAUCUCAUUGGCAUUCUGAGAAAGGGGGAUUUCAAGUCUCAGAAGGAAGCCGCGUGGGCUGUGACGAACUACACGAGCGGUGGGACAAUUGACCAGAUCGUGUAUCUUGUUCAGGCUGGUGUUCUUGAACCACUACUGAAUCUUCUCACAACUAAGGACAGCAAAACUGUGCUGGUUAUCCUGGAUGCUGUUUCCAAUAUCUUCCUGGCUGCUGAGAAGAUUAAUGAGACUGAAAAGCUUUGCCUCAUGAUUGAGGAGUGUGGGGGUCUAGACAAAAUUGAAGCUCUUCAGUCACAUGAAAAUGAACAAGUGUAUAGAGCCUCAUCCACCAUCAUUGAGAAAUAUUUCUCAGCAGAAGAGGAGGAAGACCAGAAUGUUGUACCAGACUCUACUGCUGACAGCUACACUUUCCAAAUCCAGGGCAACACCCCCAAUUCUUUCAACUUCUAGAUCUUGUAGAUACUGCAGCCACCUAGAAGUGGUUUUAGCACAUAAAUGACUGCCACCUCUUUGUCUUAAUAAUCCCUCUUGUUUUUACUGCCUUUUCUGUGUCCUGUAGCACUUUAUCCAACUGAAACAUACUUGAACAGUUCAAACUAUAUAUAUCUGUGAAUUCCCAACUGUAAAUGUCCUUCUCUGAGGUCUGCUUGUAAAUACUUCCUCUUUCUGUCCUUGUCAGGGGUAAGAAUGCAAGUUGAGCAAUACAGGCCUCUCACAGAGCAUGAGCCACCACUCUGCAGGCCUCUAACCUUCUACCUGACCUGUUGCUGUACAACACACAACAGGCUUUUAAAGAGGAUUUUACUUGAAGUUCAAUAAAGUGUUAUCAGUACAUCCAA